Hyalella azteca is the source of this 4148-nucleotide messenger RNA. RefSeq names its product isoleucine--tRNA ligase, cytoplasmic (gene IleRS). The coding region runs from base 50 to 3718 and encodes 1222 amino acids. Gene Ontology annotation, biological process: isoleucyl-tRNA aminoacylation. The transcript has 12 exons. The record is from RefSeq and is a predicted model, not a curated record. NCBI's taxonomy places the organism in Eukaryota, Metazoa, Arthropoda, Malacostraca, Amphipoda, Hyalellidae. Gene Ontology annotation, molecular function: aminoacyl-tRNA deacylase activity; ATP binding; isoleucine-tRNA ligase activity.
CAGAAUGAAGACUUGGCGGUCCUUAAAAUAGCUAGUGAUUUUGGCAGCAAUGGCCAAACAGGAAGACAGACUAGCUCCAAUUCCUGAUGUAGACCAAAUAUCCUUUCCAGGAGAAGAGGAAAAAGUACUGAAAUUGUGGAAAGAAAUUGAUGUUUUUCACAACUGCCUGAAGCAAAGCAAAGACAAGCCCAAGUUCACAUUCUAUGAUGGACCACCAUUUGCCACUGGUUUGCCUCACUAUGGGCAUAUUCUUGCUGGGACCAUCAAGGACGUGGUGACACGCUAUGCCCACCAGACAGGCCAUCAUGUUGAGCGCAGAUUUGGCUGGGAUACUCACGGGCUUCCUGUGGAGUACGAGAUUGACAAGACCCACAACAUCAAGGGCCCUGAGGACGUGGCUGCCAUGGGAAUAGCCAAGUAUAAUGCCCUGUGCCGUGGCAUUGUCAUGCGUUAUGCUGAAGACUGGGAAAAAAUUAUCACAAGAUUUGGACGCUGGAUUGAUUUCCGCAAUGACUACAAGACUCUGUACCCCUGGUACAUGGAGAGUAUCUGGUGGAUAUUCUCUCAGCUCUACGCCAAAGGCCUUGUAUACCGCGGCGUUAAAGUCAUGCCCUUCUCAACUGCCUGCUCCACUCCCCUCUCCAACUUCGAGGCUGGCCAAAACUACAAGGACACUCAGGACCCUAGUGUGGUGGUGCAGUUCCCAGUGUUGGACACUGCAUGUGAAGUUGGCAGCGGUGGAGCUGCUCUGGUUGCUUGGACUACCACGCCCUGGACGCUGCCUUCAAAUAUUGCCCUCUGUGUCAACCCUGACAUGAAAUAUGUCAAAGUCCGCGGAAAGACAAAGGAGUGUGAGGGCGUUUUCAUCCUGAUGGAAGACCGCCUGGUGCAGCUCUUCAAGAACCCUGCUGAGGACUGCGAGGUGCUUGCCAGAUAUACAGGCAAGCAGCUGGAGGGCACCGAGUAUGUGCCCCUCUUUGACUACUUUAAAGAGCAAAAGUCUCGGGGCGCGUUCCGUGUGCUGUGCGACUCGUACGUGUCGGCAGAGUCUGGCACGGGCAUUGUCCACCAGGCGCCCUAUUUCGGCGAGGACGACUUCAGGGUGUGUCUGGGCUACGGCAUCAUCACCCGCGACCAGCGCCCCAUCUGUCCCGUGGACGAUGCUGGGCGCUUCAUCGACGAGGUCACCCACUUCAAAGGGCUUCAUGUCAAGCAGGCCGACCCUGAGAUCAUCAAUUUUGCCAACUGGCUGCGGGAGGCGCGGGACUGGGCCAUCAGUCGCAACAGGUACUGGGGGACGCCCAUCCCCCUCUGGGUGUCCCAGGACAUGGAGGAGGUGGUGUGCGUGUCGAGCAUCGCUGAGCUAGAGCGUCUGAGUGGUGAGAAAGUCACGGAUCUCCACCGAGACAAAAUCGACCAUCUGACCAUCCCCUCACAGCGGCCUGGUCAGCCCCCGCUGCGUCGCAUCUCUGAAGUGUUUGACUGCUGGUUCGAGUCUGGCGCCAUGCCCUACGCACAAGUCCACUACCCCUUUGAGAAUAAGGCUCAGUUUGAUGACUGCUUCCCUGCCGACUUCAUUGCUGAAGGCAUCGACCAGACGCGUGGUUGGUUCUACACGCUGCUUGUAAUCUCGACAGCGCUUUUCGGAGGGCCGCCUUUCAAAAACCUCAUUGUGAACGGCCUAGUGCUAGCUUCGGACGGCCAGAAGAUGAGCAAGAGAAAACAGAAUUACCCAGAUCCCAUGGAUGUAGUGAACCAGUACGGCGCUGAUGCUCUGCGUCUCUAUCUUACCAAUAGCCCUGCCGUGCGAGGAGAAAACCUGCGCUUCAGGGAAGAAGAGGUCAAGGCGCUCCUGAAAGAGGUUUUCAUCCCGUGGCUAAAUGCCUACAGAUACUUUGGCCAGCAGGUCGAACGUCUCGAGAAAGAUGAAGGCAUCGUCUUCAAUUACCAAGAGUCGAGCGACAUCCCUAAGAACGUGAUGGAUCGCUGGAUUCUCUCCUUCACUCAGAGUUUGCUUGCAUUCGUCAGGAAGGAGAUGAAAGCGUUCAGGCUGUACACCGUCACUCCGAGGCUUGUCAAGUUUGUGGACAACCUCACUAACUGGUACGUCAGGUUCAAUCGCAAGCGUCUGAAAGGUGAUGCGGGCACCGCUGAGUGCCAAGAGUCACUGGCCACGUUGUACAACGUCUUGCUUACCAUGGUGAGGCUUAUGUCGCCCUUCACGCCUUUCAUCACCGAAACAAUGUAUCAAAACCUGAAGCGCGUCCUUGGUACUGAGAGUGAACUACGUGCAGACUCGGUUCAUUAUCUUAUGGUGCCUGAGGCACAAAUCUCGUUGAUCAGCGAACGAACCGAGACAGCAGUGGCCAGUCUGCAGUCAGUCGUCGAAUUGGGCCGAUACUUGCGAGACAAACUGAACUGUCCCAUCAAGUAUCCUCUACCCGAAGUGGUCGUCAUCCAGAAGGAGGAGAGCGUGCUUCAGGACGUCCUAGCGCUUGAGUCGUACAUCAAAGAGGAACUCAAUGUGAGGACAGUGACUACCUCCACUGAUAAAAGCAAGUACGGUGUGGCCCUCAAAGCUGAGAUUAACUUCAAGCUGUUGGGAGCGCGCCUCAAGGGUGAUGUGAAGCAGGUAGCGCAGGCUGCAGCAACGCUCAAUGACGACCAGAUUACCGAAGCAUUGAGCAGCGGUGCCAUUGAUCUGUUAGGGCACAACAUCAGCGCAGAUGAACUCAUCAUCAAGUACGCCUUCAGUGGCGAGCGCGCCGAAGAGUUAUCCAGCAAGUAUCAGGCACACAGCGAUUCAUCAGUCCUGAUUCUGCUGGACACGACGCCUUCCCAAGAGAUGUUGUGGGAGGGACUCGCAAGGGAAGUGGUCAAUCGCAUACAGAAGCUCAAGAAGGAGGCCCGUCUAGUGCCCACUGACGAAGUGACUGUCUGGUACGACGCACCUGACAAGAGCGGUGAACUGCAACGCGUCAUUGACUGUCACUUGGACUACAUCCAGACAGCCACGCGUGCCCCGCUACGACCUCUUGCAUCGCGCCCUGCAAGCACUGAGGUCCUCAUUCAAGAAAAGGAACCAAAGAAGAAAAUCAAAGAGACUGUGCUAGAACUUGUCAUCACUAAAGGUUAUGUGCCAGGCUUCAGCACGACGAGUGGUGCUGCAACCAUGAAUGGUAGUGGAGGUGUGCAGUUGGCGUGUCCAUGGGUAAAUGUUGUGUACGGCGGACGUGCCCGCCGCGGGAACCCGGAAGCGGUGACAGGCACGUUACUCCUUGAGAACCCUGCCGGGGUCCCAGUGUUGUGCUCAAUGGAUGAUCUGACGGCAGCUGCCCGAAAGCUCUUUGGCUUUGCUGAAAAUUCUGUCGAAGUGCUGGUUGAUGGAGUACCGCUCAACACUGCAGCGAAAAUGUCGGCCCUCGUCGGAAAAACGGUAUUCUUUUUACCUAAAGGAAGCUCCGCAAAUUUCACGAUGAACAACGCUCCUUUUGCCAGGUUCAUUAACGUCACGUUGAAGAGCGGCGCCGUAGCAAGCGUUCUAUUGGAGAACCCCGUGAAGAGCGGCCUGUCCUCUCCCCACGAGAUCUUGAGCGUCACUGGCAAGCUUACAGGAUGCAAGACCUCGGUGGGAUCGCUCUACACGAACGAGUCACGUUCGAAGAUUGUUCGAUUGGACAACAUCGCAGCGCUCUCCGGCUCUUCGUUCUACUGCUGACCAUCAUCACGCGCUGUUAACUGUGCGGCACUGGGGCCACGAGUUCAUUUUUGUCAUGAUGUACAUUGAGGGAAAAACAAAAACUAUUUACAUGAUCCAUCUUUACACACGCUGAUGAACGAUCGUGCGUGAGGUAUGACAUCGAGGAAUAAAAUAUAUUAUUUAUUGUGGGCUGCUGGUAGGAUAAAAGAUUCAAGCUUCAAAUUUUAUGACUUGCAUUUAAGGAACACCUGAGAAUGUUGGAGAAAUGCGAUCAAAUGGACAAUGUACAUGAACGAUUUGAGAAUUGCUCAUUUAGUUACAUUUUAAAAUUCCGAUUCUUCCCACUGCAACUCCUAUUGCAGUUUCGAAUGAAAUUUAUUUCGAGAAUAAAUAUGUAGUGCGAAACAAAUGGUCGCCUUGUGACACAGUAAAGCAACGUUAUGGUGGC